Molecule: messenger RNA, 1827 nt
Organism: Lasiodiplodia theobromae
Lineage: Eukaryota; Fungi; Ascomycota; Dothideomycetes; Botryosphaeriales; Botryosphaeriaceae
Product: MFS monocarboxylic acid transporter
Exons: 2
Coding region: 1-1827 (608 amino acids)
Biological process (GO): transmembrane transport
Cellular component (GO): membrane
Molecular function (GO): transmembrane transporter activity
Source: RefSeq, a predicted model, not a curated record
AUGCCGUCGCCCACAGGGAGCAUGGGGCCUGGCCACGCGCGCAUCGACAAGCGCGACUACCCCUCGGCCCCGGCUGAGACGCGCCGGCUGCUGCGCCCCGAUGACACGCUCGACUCCCGCUCCUCCUCGCGCCCCAGCCAGACCAACUCGUACGCCGGCAGCUUCUUCGAACAAGUCGCCGAGCAGAUCCAAGAACGCGACCGCCAGAUGAUGCGCCGCGCCGUGACGCGAUAUGGCGGCUAUGCCUGCGCCAUACUCAGCUGUCUGGCCGCUGGGUCUAUCACCGUCUACUCGCUCUAUGCGCCGCUCUUCCAGUCGCGGCUGCGCUACACGCAGUUCCAGGUGAACAUCAUCUCCAUUACCGCCGAGCUGGCCAUGUACCUGCCGGUGCCCGCAUUUGGCUACAUCUGCGACCGCUACGGCCCCGCCCUUUCGUCCUUGCUCUCCGCUGUGUUUUUCGGCUUCGGAUACCUACUCGCUGCCUUCACCUACCAUGCCGGGCCUCACGGAUGGCCGUUUGGAGUCAUGGUGUUGGCUUUCGUUCCCAUCGGCCUGGGCACCUCGGCCAUGUACUUUGCCGCCUUGACGACAUGCGCAAAGAACUUUGGGCGUGGCGAAAACAAGGGACUUGCGCUGGCCGUUCCAGUCGCUGCUUUUGGCCUUAGUGGCAUGUGGCAGAGCCAGGUCGGCAGCCGCCUGUUGUACGAGCGCCGUCCCGACGGAUCCCGCGGAGAUGUUGAUGUCUUCCGCUUCUUCUUGUUCCUGGGAAUUUUCCUGUUCUUCGUCGGCCUGCUGGGCGCGGCCACUCUGCGCAUCGUUGACGAGGAAGAAAUGAUCGAUGAGGCAGUGGAUGAGCUGGAGCGGAGCGGCCUCCUGAGCGAGGAUGAGUUCUUCAAUGCAGCUCGGCACCAGCACGGAUAUGGCACCAUAGCGCCGCAGGACCUCUCCGACUCGCAGUUUGAUUUCUUGCGCUCCGAGGCCGACGACUUGAAGCUCAAGGCCGAGCAAGAGCAAGCCAAGAAGAACUGGCUCCUGAACGAGGAGACGCGCCGCUUCAUUGGUGACCCGACCAUGUGGUGGCUCUCUGCAGGUUUCUUCUUGGUCACCGGCCCUGGUGAAGCUUUCAUCAACAACCUUGGCACCAUCAUCGGCACGCUCUAUGACGCUCCAACCGCUGCGGAAUACCGCACAUCGCCGGCAACCCAUGUGUCAAUUGUUGCCAUCACAUCAACUGCUGCUCGCCUCCUGACUGGCACCGUCUCUGACCUAUUCGCCCCCGUCCCCGCAAGCCCCUCGCCUGCUCACCGGCACGGUCCUCACUCCCAGGCUUCCUCGCUCGCCUCGUUGCCUCCUCGUCGCCGUUUUACUGUCUCCCGCAUCGUCUUCCUGCUCGCUUUCUCCCUUCUCUUAUCCGUUGGCCAGAUUAUCCUCGCUAUUGGAGGUGUUCAGGGCCAUGGCGAGCGUUUCUGGAUCGUUAGUGGUCUUAUUGGAGCGGGCUACGGUGCCGUUUUCUCGUUGGUCCCCAUCAUCAUCGCCGCUGUCUGGGGGGUGGAAAACUUCGGCACCAACUGGGGCAUCGUAGCAAUGAUGCCGGCAGCCGGCGCCGCCGUCUGGGGCGUCGUGUACAGCGCCGUUUAUGACUGGGGCUCUGCAGCCGCUAACGAUGGACCGAGUCACGAAGACCAGGAAGACGUGCUGUGCUAUGGCAAAGCCUGUUACUCGGCCACGUUCUGGGCAAUGGCUGUCAGUGUGUGGGUCGCUUGCGGCUUGUGGAUAUGGGCUUGGAGAGGCCCUGGUGGGUGGAAGGCAAGAUGCAUUGCGGUAUAA